This is a messenger RNA of Durusdinium trenchii, 531 nucleotides long. Lineage: Eukaryota; Dinophyceae; Suessiales; Symbiodiniaceae. The record is from the annotation of a GenBank genome assembly.
AUGUCUGAAGCUGCGGAAGAGAGCACAGCGGACGCUGCCGAGUCUGCCACGCACGAAAAGGGCCCACCAGAAACUACGCCUGAUGAUCGAAGAGCUUCAGAGGUGGCCUCCUUCGAGAUCCACGAGGCUUCACAGCCACCAGGCCACGAAAUGAACGAAACCUAUGAUGCAGCUGAUUGGAUGCAACCUGCAGCCGCCCGAUGGCUGUCGUCACCGUCCAAUUGCUUUGUCAGGUGCUACUUUAAGAUGGGCCCUCGCUUCUGGACGUCUGCCAAUGCCAUCGUCAUGGGCACGACGGUGCUGGGACAGGAUUCACAUCCAGGCUACAAACUGAUGAACAUUUGUGUCAUUGCUUUUGAACUCAUGGACUACUUUUACCACGUGUCUGUUGCAACAGCCCUUCGCACUCUCAAGCCCUUUUGGGUGGGACGACUGAGCGGAACGGAAGCUGUGAUGCUUGACACCUGGGCGAUUGGCAAAUGGCUUUGCGUUGGAAGCCUGCUGAUGGUGGGCAACUUGCCGCUUGCUUGA